Meriones unguiculatus (Mongolian gerbil) is the source of this 3088-nucleotide messenger RNA. It is a transcript of the gene Entpd4, whose product is annotated as ectonucleoside triphosphate diphosphohydrolase 4. The record is from RefSeq and is a predicted model, not a curated record. Gene Ontology annotation, molecular function: nucleoside diphosphate phosphatase activity. The transcript is spliced from 13 exons. NCBI's taxonomy places the organism in Eukaryota, Metazoa, Chordata, Mammalia, Rodentia, Muridae. Gene Ontology annotation, biological process: nucleoside diphosphate catabolic process. Gene Ontology annotation, cellular component: membrane. Bases 255 to 2099 code for a protein of 614 amino acids.
UCCUCCUACGUGCGCGCGCCGACGCGAGCGGUGAUGUGACGUUGGCGGGCGCGCGCAGCGUGGCUCCCGGAAAGGAGCGGAACCUCCAGGAAGCUGGUGCCGGGAUGCGGUGCCCUAGUGGCCGCCCGCCCCCCCGGAGCCGCGGCCCGCCCAGCAGAGGGGCUCUGACUCCAUGAAGAUCCCAGCUCUGAUUCUGUCAUCGUGGAUGACAAGAACUGACUUCCACAACAUUGCCUGGACCUUGGCCUUUCAGCAUGGGGAGGAUUGGCAUUUCCUGUCUCUUUCCUGCUUCUUGGCAUUUUAGCAUCUCUCCAGUGGGCUGUCCUCGAAUUCUGAACACCAACUUACGACAAAUCAUUGUCAUUAGCAUACUGGCUGCAGCUGUCUCCCUUUUAUACUUUUCUGUUGUCAUAAUCCGCAGCAAGUAUGGGUGGCUGUCGAGGGACAAGAAAUUUCAAAGGUACUUGGCCCGAGUCACAGACGUUGAGGCUACGGACACCAACAACCCCAACGUGAACUAUGGCAUUGUGGUGGACUGCGGCAGCAGUGGGUCCCGGAUAUUUGUCUAUUGCUGGCCUCGGCACAACGGCAAUCCUCAUGACCUGCUGGACAUCAGACAGAUGAGAGACAAGAACCGAAAGCCGGUGGUGAUGAAAAUUAAACCCGGCAUCUCAGAGUUUGCUACCUCUCCAGAAAAAGUCAGCGAUUACAUUUUUCCACUUUUGAGCUUUGCUGCAGAACACGUGCCACGGGCAAAACACAAAGAGACUCCUCUUUACAUUCUCUGCACUGCUGGAAUGAGGGUCCUUCCUGAAAGCCAGCAGAAAGCAAUUCUGGAGGACCUCCUGACUGAUAUCCCUGUGCACUUUGACUUCCUGUUUUCUGACUCCCAUGCUGAAGUCAUCUCAGGAAAACAAGAAGGUGUAUUUGCUUGGAUCGGCAUUAAUUUUGUCCUCGGGCGGUUUGAGCAUAUUGAAGAGGAUGAUGAGGCGGUUGUGGAAGUCAACAUUCCUGGUAGUGAGAGCAGUGAGGCCAUCGUCCGGAAAAGAACAGCUGGUAUUCUUGACAUGGGAGGCGUGUCUACUCAGAUAGCGUACGAAGUCCCCAAAACUGUAAGCUUUGCCUCCUCACAGCAGGAGGAAGUAGCUAAAAACCUGUUAGCUGAAUUCAACCUGGGCUGUGAUGUCCACCAGACUGAGCACGUGUACCGAGUCUACGUGGCCACGUUUCUUGGGUUUGGUGGUAAUGCUGCUCGACAGAGAUAUGAAGACAGACUGUUUGCUAGCACGGUACAGAAAAACAGGCUCCUGGGUAAACAGACUGGUCUGACUCCCGAUGCUCCAUUCCUGGACCCCUGCUUACCUCUGGACAUUAAAGACGAGAUCCAGCAGAAUGGGCAGACCCUGUACCUUCGGGGAACGGGAGACUUCGACCUGUGUCGAGAGACCCUCCAGCCUUUCAUGAACAAAACCAACGAGACACAGACUUCCCUGAAUGGAGUCUACCAGCCCGCCAUCCACUUCCAGAACAGUGAAUUCUAUGGCUUCUCCGAAUUCUACUAUUGCACCGAGGAUGUCUUGAGAAUGGGAGGAGACUACAAUGCUGCUAAAUUUACUAAAGCUGCCAAGGAUUACUGCGCAACAAAGUGGUCGAUCUUGCGGGAGCGCUUUGACCAAGGACUGUAUGCCUCUCACGCUGACCUCCAUCGACUUAAGUAUCAGUGUUUCAAAUCAGCCUGGAUGUACGAGGUGUUCCACAGGGGCUUCUCCUUUCCUGUCACGUACAAAAACCUGAAGACAGCCUUGCAGGUGUAUGACAAGGAAGUGCAGUGGACGCUGGGGGCCAUCCUCUACAGGACCCGCUUUCUGCCCUUGAGAGACAUCCGGCAGGAGGUGUUCCGAGCUGGCCAUGCACACUGGCGGGGUGUGUCCUUUGUCUACAACCACUAUCUGUUCUCUGGCUGCUUCUUGGUCGUCCUUCUGUCCAUCCUUCUCUACCUGCUGAGGCUGCGACGCAUCCAUCGCAGGGCGCCCCGCACUGGCUCUCUGUGGAUGGAGGAAGGCCUGCCCUCCCCCCAGAAGGGCCCUGGGCCCUUGUGACAACUGUAUCUGUUGGCUUGAGGAAGACGCUACAGGAAAAGCCAUUUUUGCCUCAGGGUUUCUCGUAUGCUUGGAUGGUUUUGUUUGUCUCCUUCCUUUCUGUUAUGAUAAAACCCACUGACUGUAAACCCUACUGUCUAGAGGUAUUGCCAUUUUGAAAACAGCUUUAAAUGGGAGAGUGGAAAAAGGGAAUUCACUCAAUUUGUGCUGCGUAGCAUCUGCCACAAAUUAGUAAGGUUUUUGGUUUUCUUUAGCACAUGCUGCAUUUUCAGCACAUGCACUUGGAUAGUGGGGGGGUCAGGGGACAAAGGCCAAGUUCCCAUCAAUGUAGGUGGGGCCAGUGGUCCUGGGUUAGAACCAAGAAGUGAGUUAGAUCUUCUCUCUCCUCUCCAAAAACCUCCAGCCUAGAAGGAGGUAUUUGAUUUUGUUUACUGCUCGGGUCUGUCACCAUCUAUGCUUUCUUUGAAGAUUUAAGAAUUUAGUCAUUCAUAGCAAAAAUUGACAAAAUGUUGGCAAGGGAGGUAAUACUGAAGAGUCGUGAGUGUUAAUAACUACUGAGGAGAGCCUUGUCUUGCUAAAGCACAGACCUGUAAAUUAGCUGUUCUUGUUUCUGUGUUCAGAAGCUCCGUUGCCCUCUUGCAGCAGCAUUAGGGUUUUUGUGUAUUUAUUUGUUUUGUUUGCUUUUAAGCCAGAAAGUUUUCAAAGUUUGCUGGUUCAUGGUCUGAGGACUGGAGUGUCCCCCGCAGGCGCCCCAGCACCUCUGGGAAACAGAGCUGUGCCGUUCGACUGCUCCAGUCCCGUCCACUUCCGGUUGGCACCACGCUGUUCAGAUCUCUUCAGUGUUUUCCUUCAGAACACCCUCCACACUGCUUGACAGUUCUUGUUGUCACCUCUGGGGUUGCAGGUGUUGUUGGCAAUGCCACUGUAAGCCCACACCAUGAAAGAGCCUGAACUUAGCAUAAGAAAUAAAUGCACAUGUUGAAAACAAA